AUAUAGUUAACUAUUUGUUAACCAAGGAAGUUUGAAAUGAAUUAGAUAUAUAGAUAGAUGUCCAUAUUUUACAUGGCUAGCCAGGCUCACAAAAAUCGAGCCAGGGAUAUACCCUGUCUAUUAUUUCUAGAAGAGGCUAUAAGUCAGAUCAGGAGUCCUAGAGUAUUUAAUGCUCAUUUUGAGCUGCACAGACCGAAUAUAGAAUCGCCACCAAGGAAAUUGAACCCUGCUUUCCCGCACAAAGUGCAAGAGUUAUAACCGCUAAACUAUGGCGCCUAAAUUCAGCCGUGCUAGCACGUUAAUUGACUCUGUCCCUUUUGGCCAUUUGCUUUUUGUGUUUGUUUGUUGUUAACUUGUUGGAUAGUAGCCUUGUGGUUAUGGAGUUCGCCUCGUAAUCACAAGGUCUGUGGUUCGGUCCGCAACGCGGACAUGUUUAGCAAGUGUCUUUACUACAGCUAUGGGUCAAUCCAUGCCAUGUGAGGGAAAUUGGGUAGGUAAUGCCAGUGUAUACUUAAUGUAUACAUCCCGAACACAGGACCCACAUUGAUAACAGUGUUUCAAACACUGAAGUGGCUAUAUCCUGUAUAAAUAUUCGGAAUAAUAAUAAUAAAGGGUAACUUUUGCAUAUUACCACACUUGCUCUGUGCAUAGAAAGGUUGGGGCAUUCAGAAGUACAGUCAGAAAUUCAAAUUAGGCUAUAAUGAUGUAAUUAGUCUACAAUAGGCUAUUUAGGCGAUUUAUUUCUCCUAAUUAGGCUAUAACAUGGUUCUGUCUAGGCGCUUUUCUGUUGCAUAAUUGCAACAAUUUUAUUAGCUAAAAACAUUCUAUAAAACCUUCUUUUGAUGGCUUAAAUAUAUUUUUCUAUAUUAUUUGCACUGUCAGAAAAUAUAGUGUUAAAUUUGUUUUGAUUUAAACCCCAUGCACUGUGUUACGCCUCCUUUGUUUUACCAUCACAGUUGCUUCUGAAAGAGGGCUAAAUUUCCUGCGCUGUAUCUAUUCAACAUGGGUGCACAUAGCAUAAAUAGUCUAUUCCAGGCCUGAUAAGCCAAUCCAAAGACUUUUAACGUAUAAUUUUUAGUCCCACAAAGCAGACUAUACAAAUUUUUUGUUAAAGAUGACCUAACAAGCAACCAAACUACAAAAACAAUUGUGCAUUCGCACAUGGUUGUCAAGAUAAUUGUGAAAGAAAGAAAGUGAAUCUCCUAAAUGAGAGAUGAUCUCCUAACUAGUCUAUAGAAGGCUCCUAACUAAGCUACUAUCUUAAUUUGGCAUGAUAGUCUAAUUUACGGUUCUCCCUGACUAAAGUACGUCUGCAAAAUAUUGACUAUUUUUUGACCCCUUCUAUCUUGUGGGUAAGUUCAUUUUUGGCUUCCUCCACUGUACAUACUUGAGAUACCCUUCACUUUCACCCUUUUCCUUCAACCUCCAAUUGUUAGUAGGAAAACUUUUUCCCAGUGCUAAUUAGUCAGUCCUCAUAUACAACCCACUAAUAUAACUCAUUUCUUGCCAAAAAUCAGUGAUUAUUGUACAUUGUUAACCGUCUGGAUUUCUCAAGCGGGCAAUACAGGUUUUUAGGCAUUCUGAUUGGCUUAACACUCUUGACCACAGGCGAUGUUUUGUGGUACAUCCUGGGGUAAUCAGUUAUUAUUGUGUUAGUAUUGGAUAGCUAUAAAAAAUCGGUAAAAAAAUGAAAAUGAAAGGGAAAAUACUUUACCGAAAGCAAACACCCACAAAAUAAACACCACAUUCCAUGAAACUUUCAAGUUUGUACGCAAUACUAUUCAUAGUAUAUUUUCCCCUUUUUUCAAAGUUAUGUGCAGGACUUUUGAGAUCAAAGAGCGCCAUGGCUUAGUGGUUUUAACUCUUGCACUUUGUAAAUGUGACCUGGGGUUCGGUUUCCCUUAGCAGGGAUUCAAUAUGGGCAAGUGAAUGUUACCAUAGCUCUGAUUAACCAAAGCCAUAUGAGGGAAAUUGGCACACUGUGUGCACUGUUGAUUGUUGCAGCGAGUUGUCUAAUUGCUGACCCUAGUUGGGUCUGCAUAGCACAAAAUGAGCAUCAAAUACUCUAGGACUCCCAAUCUAAGUCAUGACCCCUCCUGGAAAUAAUAAACAGGGUAUAUUCCUCAAUAUUUUUUAGGGUACCAAUGUAAAAUAUGCGCAAUUGUCUAUCUAUCUAAGGUGAUGUUUUACCGAUGCAGUACAGCGCAUGCUUGCACAGAAAUCAUUUUAAGCAUACUGUUUUUUACUGGAUCUUACACCUCGAUAAAUUUUCAGCAUGCCUUCUAUUUUAACUACUUGAAACUUCGUUAUAAUUUGCAGCAUUAGAAUGUAUUAGAAUAUGUUAAAUUAAUGAAAGAAUAUGAUUUGUCCCAAAUAAUAAAGUUAAAAUAGGUUUUCUCAUGUUUUCGGAAUUGAUAUCAGAAAAUACUUCAAUCGUUAUUAUAAACUUCCUAACAUUUGCAAAAUUUGUACUAAAUGUUAUUAAAUAUUACAUCUUCUUUUUACAUUAUUUUUUAAACCAAACAGACUUUUUCAAAUAUUUUUAACAAAAAGCAUGCAAAGUAAACUUUAUAAUUAUGAAGAGAAGUUGCUGGAAUUAAUAACAAAUUCUCACUUCACUUUUUCGUGCAUUAAGAAUUAAUAGAAUUCAAAAAACUACCUUUUUUAACAUGGAUUAAGAAAUUGUACGGAUUGAUCACAAAACUAGCAUCCAAGGUGUGCAAUGGGUCCUACACCUGUUGAUUUUCUUAGUAAAAAUCAUGACAUCUGGAAUCAUAUAAGAACUAAAUAUUUUAUUCCUUGUAUGGACUGUUUUGGUUUUUUAUUUAGCGUGGUAUCAUAAAAAGUAGCAUGCGUUAACGGUCUACCCUUUUUUGCAAGCACUAAUUUUUGGGAGUUCAAAGACUUAAAAUUUCCUUAAUUUAAAUUCGUCCGGGAUAACAUUAAACGUAACCACCUCUAUCAUUCUAUCGUUCCAGGGAAGAACUUAAAUAAACAAUUGACUAAAAAGAGAACAGUUUACAGGUAAAAUAAUAAAAAGAAUUCCACCUGUACACGUUUUUAUAAGGUUUUUCGGUUCACCCUGAACGUUAAAGGACAUUAACUGAAAAUUUACAAAUCCAGAUCCUUUGUCAUAUCUUUAAAAUGCUUUUCAACAGAAACUCAGUCAAUUGAUCAAUAUUUUAUUUUUUUUAAUAUUUCUCAAGUUAGAAACUGGAAGUACUGAACAUACUAUAGCCUCGAUUUCAUAUUUAUUUAAUCGUAUUUGCUAUAAAUAAAAUAUUGCAUGUUUUAUUUUCUGCACCUUUUUAAAACGAUAAUCAUCAUAAUUUAAAAAACCAAUGUGAACUUACUUCAUUCUUUUCAUAGAUAUUUCAUGGAGAUUAAAAUACCUCCAUGGAUAUAUCCAGCAUAACAACUUUGUUUUUUUGUUGUUAUCAAAUUGAGCAUGAUUUGAGACUCCGACAACUGCAAUAAUACAUGUUAAGCCUUUGAAAACUGUGGCGUAGAUAAUAUUUUGCAUUUCGGAAGAAAAGGGCACUUCUUUCGUGGAUUACCUAUAGGGAACUCAAUUUCUGAGAGAAAUCGAGUUCCCUAUAGCUAUAGCCAUCUUAAAAAUAAUACUUGGCUCCCUAUUAAUAUUUCAUAACGAGCAUGUCGUUUCAAAGCAUCCGUUCUUUCUUUGAAAAAAUAAAUGAGAACAAAAACUUAUUUUAAUGGUCUUCUUUUACUUUUGCAUAUUCUAUGGGCUUUUCUAACUAGUUUUUGUUGUUUGUUUUUAUAAAAAUUGAACAUAAAGAAAGGUGUAAAAUUUGGGGCUGGCUCUUCUUGCGAAUUCUAUAAUUUAAAAUUGAAUAUUCAUUUUUUGAAAUUUUAAAAAUUGAAUGGCAUUGCGAGCGUCACAUGAUGAUUAUUUUACAGAAGAAGAGCUCGACGAAGAAGAUAGCCAAAGUCAGGUGUCUGAUGAAAGCAUGGUUCCUUUAACGGAGUUUUCCAUCUAUCUUUCCGAAGAGCGAGUGUACCAUCCUGGUGAAGAGUUGAGCGGGAAAGUUGUAUUGGAGACGAAAGAAGAAUUUGAACUAAUUGGUUUGGAGUUAGAAUUCACAGGUGAAGUAUAUACCUACUGGACAGAAGUGAUAGCCAAUGAGAAGAGAGAAUUUCACGGACAAGAUACUUUGUUCGCUGCGAAAAGAUUGCUGUUCGGUGGUUACACACAUGAACAAAAGGGGAGCAUAGUUCAUUCAAGUGGAAAAUCGAUAUACGAAUUUAAAUACACAUGUCCGGAUAUCUUACCAAGUUCAUUCGAAUCAAGUGAGGGAUGCAUACGCUAUUGUAUAACCGCAUACAUAAAUGCUAGCGAUGAUAGCAACGACCACGAGGUCAAAGUUAUACUCACAAUUCUUGACAACAUCAGUACGGCUGAUAUCAUAUAUCAACAUGAACUUGGCGGAGAAGAGCAAAAGCAAGUUGGAUGUUUUUGCUGUUGUGCUGGACUACUAUCUUUUACUUCGACUAUAAGUCAUGGUGCGUAUCUACCCGGUGAAAAUAUAAACGUCUUAGCAAAAGCGACAAAUCAAACGUAUCGCGACAUGUCGGCUAUUAAAGCGAAGAUAGAACAAGUGGUAAUCUACUUUGAUAACAAUGAUCAACACCACGUGACCAGAAAGGUUGUUGUGAAAGUGGAGGGACCAAGUGUGGGUCGAAACCAGACUGUGAACUGGAAACCCACCAUACAAAUACCGUCCACAGCUCCAUCUAUAUUCAACUGCCAUCUUAUUCACGUCAAGUAUGUCCUACACGUGUAUGUUGAUAUACCUUGGACUGUCGACCUUGAUGUUACAUGUCCGAUCGUAGUCGGUACAACUCCAUUUAACAUAUCACAUGAUUCCUCUUCUACAUAUCGGUCCGUACCUGGUGAUGAUUUCGUCCAAGUAAUGGAAGAAGAUCUACAUAUCCGAUAUACUGCCAAUAUGUUACGAUAUCGGCCACUAUAUCCAUUUGUCGUCAGUCAACCUACGUAGCGGACGUUGUUUUUGAAAAGAGCAAAAUGUUUUAGAAAUAAUCUACUUAAGUUUUUACGAGGAAUUUUUAUGUAAAUCUCAAUAAUUC
Hydractinia symbiolongicarpus is the source of this 5109-nucleotide messenger RNA. RefSeq names its product arrestin domain-containing protein 3-like. Bases 3885 to 5021 code for a protein of 378 amino acids. Gene Ontology annotation, biological process: protein transport. The transcript has 5 exons. The record is from RefSeq and is a predicted model, not a curated record. Lineage: Eukaryota; Metazoa; Cnidaria; Hydrozoa; Anthoathecata; Hydractiniidae. Gene Ontology annotation, cellular component: cytoplasm.